Molecule: messenger RNA, 2127 nt
Organism: Closterium sp. NIES-65
Lineage: Eukaryota; Viridiplantae; Streptophyta; Zygnematophyceae; Desmidiales; Closteriaceae
Source: the annotation of a GenBank genome assembly
AUGUGCAGACUACGCCAUCUCAUUCCGCCCUCCAUCACUCCAUCGCACGCAAUCCCUCCAUCUCAUACCAUCACCCAAUUUCAAAUCACCCCCCCGUCUCACGCAAUCCAUCCAACCCCCUCCCAUCCAACACCAUAUUUCAAACCCCCUCUGUCCCUCCCCCUCUGUCCAUCCCUCUCUCUCCCUCCUCUCUCCCUCGCCCUCUCCCCCCCCCCCCCUCUCUCCCUCCUCCUCUCUCCCUCCCCCUCUGUCCCUCCCCCUCGUUCCCUCCCCCACUGUCUCUGUCCCUCUGUCCCUACCCCUUUGUCCCUCCCACUCUCUCCCUCCCCCUCUCCCCCUCCCCCUCUCACCCUCCUUCUCUGUCCCGUGUAUGUGGGGGGAAGGAUGUUGAGUACGUGUGGGGGAGGAGGGCGGGUAUGCGGGGGGGAGGAGGGCGGGUAUGCGGGGGGGAGGAGGGCGGAUAUGUGGGGCGGAGGAGGGCGGGUAUGUGGGGGGGAGGAGGGCGGGUAUGUGGGGGGGAGGAGGGCGGCUAUGCGGGGGGGAGGAGGGCGGAUAUGUGGGGCGGAGGAGGGCGGGUAUGUGGGGGGGAGGAGGGCGGGUAUGUGGGGGGGAGGAGGGCGGGUAUGUGGAGGGGAGGAGGCGGGUAUGUGGGGGGGAGGAGGCGGGUAUGUGGGGGGGAGGAGGGCGUGUGGUGUUGGCCGAAGGCAGUUGGUGUGGGGAGAAGAAGGUGGAUGGUGUAUGUGGGGGGAAAGGCGUGUGGUGCGUGGUGGGAAAACCGGGCCAUCAAUUCUAUUCCUUGCCACUGUGCUCCAGUCGCGUCUGACUAUAGCGAGGACAGAUUCGUCCCCGGCCCACGUGGACUUUGAGUACUCGGACACGCUCUGUGGCACGGCAUGGCGGGACGACUACGUCCGCCUGCACUCCGCCAUUCGCGCCGCCAGUGCCGCCGCCUACACCCCGCCUCCCUCUCCCCCUCCCCCUCCCUCCUCCCGCCGAUUGCUCUCUCUCGCAAAUUCCCCAUCACUGCUACCACCAACCGCAGCAGCAGCAGCAGCGGCAGUCCCAGACCCAAGCCUGUCAGAUCAGGCCCUCCCGGCUUCGUCCGUCCGUUUCCUCACCUUCGACGAGCACGGGCACUGCGGCGGGUUCGGGGACUUUCUAGUGGGCGUCGUCUCCUCCUUUGUCGCCGCGCUCUUAGACCGCCGGGCGUUUGUGAUCCGGCACGACUGCGUCCAGUACGCGUUCGAGCCCGCAUUCAUCGACUGGCGCCCGUCCCCUGAUGUUCCCAUGGAGCCUUCCCGGCGCACGGGUAACCUGAACGAGUCUUUCCCGCCGGGGGAGGUUCCGUUUCUCGAUUUGAACGGGAAUCGGGUGGAUUUGCAGCAGCUGGCGAAGUUUAAGGCGUUUCGGAACGUGAAGGUGCUGUGGAACCGGGGGAUUUUGACGGAGAUGCUUACAAACGGGACGGGCGAGUGGGCCGAUGCGCUCAGGGCGACCGGACUGCGCCCACCGUACGCCUUCGGCUGCAUUCUCCGGUUCCUUGUCAGGCCCAGGAAGGAGGUGUGGCCGCUGGUGGCGCGGCUGAUGCAGGAGAUGCGGGAGGUGCGGACGGUGGUGGUGGGGGUGCACGUGCGGCUGAGCGACAGUGCGGUGCGAGACCCCCACGCCACCACCAGCAGCGUCACUCCUGCCUCCAUGGCUGCUGCUAUGGAGCACGCUGCUCCCAUUCUGGCCUGUGCUAAGGCAGUGGAGGACAUGUGGUACCCCCCGCCUCUCACCGUGCGCUGGAUGCUCAUCACCAACUCCAUCGACUUCAAGAUGGCCAUUCGCUCGCACUUCCCCGGCAAGAUACUCGAAACAAAUUUCGUGCCGCGGCACUCACAGGCAUUCGGGGACAAGGACACAGAGGAGGCAAAGAGGGAAGCAGAGCAGGGCUAUCAAGAGAUGGUGGCUGAGUGGCUCCUGCUGUCGUCUAGCAACUCCUUUGUUCUGCCAAUCUCAGGGUUUUCACGAACCGCGGCUAUGUACUCUCUACGACCAAUGGCUAUCUAUACUCCGCCGCAUUACUGCGACCCGGAACGGCCACAUCAGCAAACAGAUUUCGGGAUUGCAUACAGUGGGAUCUAG